GCUGGCAGCACGCUUGCUCUGCCUGGGAAAAGCCGCUCGUAGCAGAAGAGGAAACAGCAGCCAAGGCAGCGGGGUGCUGCUGCGAGCCCGGGGGGUGCCGCUGUGCCCUGGGGGGGACCGGGAACCCCAAAAGGAAGGGGACCCAGUGAGGACGGAGCCCGAAAGCUGGGAAUCCCUGAGCAGCCCAUGCUGGGGUGGUUGCUGCUGGUGCUGGCGGCGCUGGUGCGGGGCGGCGCUGCUGAGACCCCUGACUUCUCCUGCUUUAAGCAAUGCAGCUCCUGCGACUUCCUCUGCUCCUGGCCGCCCCGCGGCCCCGCCGGCAACACCACCUACGUCCUGGUGCUCUGCUACGCGACGUCGCGGACGUGCCCGCGGUACGAGGCGGGUGCCGCGACGACCUACACCCUGCAGCGGCACCGCGUCUACGUCCUCACCAACACCACGGCCUGGGUGGAGGCGUGGUGGGGACCCCACCUGCACCGCAGCCCCAACCUCACCCUGUACCUCAACGAGGCCGUGAAGCUGGAUCCUCCCCCCGACGGGAUGAACUUCGCCAAGGCCAAGGGGCGCCUGCAGCUCCGGGUGCCAUGGCCGCCGUUCCGCGGCAGGGACCGAGCGCUGAGCAGGGAGGCUCGCUUCCGCAGGGCGGGCAACCACAGCUGGACGCAGGUGCUGUGCGAGACAGGGAAGAGCAAGGACAGCAAGGAGGACACAGUGACCUGCGACCUGGGGGGACACGCUGCCUUCGAGGUCCAGCUCCGGCAGAAGACGCAGCACUGGAGCAGCUACUGGAGCGACUGGAGCAAAUCCAUCUUCGUCCCUGAGGAAAUCCUGGAGAGCCCAGAGCUGAGCUUCCAGCUGGGAAAUCUUGGGAAAAAUGGGCAGAGGCUGCUGCAGCUGAGCUGGCAGAGAGCUCGCGAGGAGCAGGGGAACGUCACCUACACGCUGAGCACCCACAUGCCGGCGUGCCGCUGCGCCACGCUGCCCGAGGCCGACGAGGUGGUGCUGGGACCCGAGGUGACGGCGCACAACCUCACCCUCUGCGGGGCCGAGUACGAAAUCCUACUGACAGCGACCAACGCCGCCGGCACCAGCCCCACGCGGCAGCUCCACGUGCCAGCCGAGCAGCACGCAGAGCUCAGCUUUAAGGACGUCAGCUCGGCCGGCGAGGCGGUGACGGUGCGAUGGGAGGCGCCGAGCCGCGGCUUCGCCUACUGCUUCGAGCAGCAGCUGCUGCCGGGAACGCCCCAGCAGGGCGUCUGCGUCCAGCAGGAGUUCUCUGCAAAGAGCUCCCACCUGGAGAGAGGGUCGCUGGAAGUGCCGGCGUGUUACCGGCUCGCCGUGCACGGCCGGAGCGAGGAGCAGGAUUGGGCCACCUUCGCCCUGCAGCAUCAUUUCACCGGCAACGCCUCGCUGGCCUCCUCCAUCCACAUCAAUGCCAGCGCCGAGGCCGCCGUCCUCCGGUGGGAACCGUCCCCCCGUGCCACCUGCCCCGGGGCGCUGGCGAGGUACCUGGUGUGCCACGCGGCUGAAGGGGACAACGUGACGUACGGUGAAGCGGACGCGUCGGCCUCACGCUACACCCUCCGAAACCUGCGGCCGGGCACAGCCUACAGGGUCGGCAUCCAGGAGGUGACAGCGGACAGCGGGGGCACCUGCAGCAUGCCGUGGCACUUCCAGACCAUGGCGCUGGGUCCCAGGCUGGCAGCGUGGAAGUCCAACCUGAAGUACCUGGGCAUCUCGCUCGGGCUCCCCGCCAUCGCCGCCGUCAUCUACCAGCUGAGCAAAAGGAGGGCCCGGCAGCUCCUCUUCCCCCCGCUGCCCAAACCCGUGGGCAGCAGAGCCAUCCAGUUCUCGGCCAGCGAAAUGAGCCAGGACAGGCCCUGGAAAGGCUUCGCGGAGCCCUCGGAGAAAUUCAACCUCGCCGAGCUGCUGGUGAUGGAGCCGAGCCCUGAGCAGGAGGUGGCCGACAGCACGCGGCCCCGCACGCCGCAGCCCAGCCCCAAAGAACCGGCGGAGCUGGGGCAGCCGGGCUGCAAGAGGGAGCUGCCCUUCGAGUACCGGCGGCAGGAGGUGCUGAGCCCGCUGCCAAGCCCAGCACCGGCAGAAUCCGGGGAGGGUCCCACCUGCAGCACCGGGUGCUCCGGCCACUGACCGGCGGAGGAGGGCGCGGGGAGCUGGGGGCUUCCCCGGCCGCUGGUUCCCCUCGCCCUGCUCAUCUCCGACAAGCCGGUCAUCAUCAGGGACGAGGAGGGCUCGGAGCUGCUGCAGGAGAAGUCGGUGCUGUAGUGAGCACGGGGAUGGGGCAGGAGGGGGACGAGCGGGGUCCCACGGGCACCCGGGGGGAUGCUGAGUGUCCAUCCCGAGGCACGGCCCCAUGGGCUUGUGGCACUUUCUGGGGGGUUUCUGAUUUCCAGGAGCUGCUGCUGAAUACAUUGAAGGUGCUGCCCGCGGUGCUGUGCCUGGCAAGGCACGGUGCAGCCUGAACUGUCCCUUAGCAAUAAACCUGAGGGCAAGGAGCUGCAGACCCAGCUGGGGACAUUUCCUCGGCCACGGGAAAGCCACUUUGGGACACUGUUGGAGAGCGAACACCUUGAGCCAGCCCCUGUGGGAUGGGGGCACAUCCAGCCCCAGCCGACCACCAGCUGUUCCAGGCCGUAAACAUUAAACAAAAACCAAACGCACAAAGCAGCAGGCCUCAGACAGCAAUCCUUGUCCCACCAGGCCAGCAUAACUUGAGGAUUUGGUAUAGAGACCCCGAGCAAUGGGGCUAGGGGCAGGUAGGCCCCCCCCUGCAUCCUGCCGGGAGCUGGGGCUGUGCCAGCACCGUGAGCCUUAUCUGGGGCAGAAACCUUCAGAUGCUGCUGAAGAUGGUGCGUGGUUUGUGGUUUCGUCUGCCCCGAGCGUCAGCACCGGAGGCAGCCACCUGUAUUUGCUGAGGGUGCAGAAAAGAAAAAGGGGAAAAAAAAAAAAAAAAAGUGCGUGGGGGAGCAGCAGGGGGAAAUCUGGGGAAAGGCAGCACCCCCCCCCCCUUCCUGCUCAGCACCGCCGCCGUGGUUUAAAACUGCUUCGCAAGGGAUUUCACCAAGAUCUGGUUCCUCGCUCAAAGCCGCCAGUGCCCCCCGCACCCUGGGGUGCUGAGCCCAGCACCGGGGCCUUGCUCCGGGUGCAUGGGGGGGGGUGACGGCAUCACAUUUGGAUCUUUGUCGCAUCCCCACGGUGCUCCUGGAUCCCAGAGCAGCAAUGGGGAUGGCCAAGACCCUUCAGCUUCGUUUUGAGGCCCCCGGCGCACCCAUGUCCAUCGCCACCCGUGUCCGGUGCCACCGGGUCUGAGCUGCGCCCAGCACCACGAGGUGGCACCAGCCCCGCACCGCUCGCGUCCCCGCGGAGCUUCCCCAGCUCCGGGCAGAGCCAGGCCACGCUCCCCGCCGAGCAGACCAGGGGGGCCGAGAGCAGCCGCUCACCGCUAUGCCAACCACAAAUCACCCCAAAAUCACCCCCCAGCCACAAAUCGGGGGAUUUAUUCGGCGCCCACAGCAAAUCUUCCGCAGCAACGCGCCGACACCUCUCCAGCCCUAACUCCUUUGUCACAUGCAGCCUCUCUCCUUCACCUCCAAAACCCAAAAGGAUGUAGAUAAGGAGGAGGACGGGCACCCAGCAGCCUCCCAGCCCCCAAAACGCAGCUGGGAGAACUCAUUUAUUAUUUAGGGCUUUUUGAGCCAGCCCCUGGUGGAACCAGCAGCGAUGCUCGGGCUUGCCGCGGGUGCUGGCAGAGGAAGUGUUUUGUUACGGGUGCGUAGCGCUCGGGUUGCAGCCCGGCCCCUGUUUACAGCCCGAUUUUUGGGGCUGGAGCCGAGAGAAGCAGCACCAGGGUCACUCAGCUCGGGGUAAACACUCGGCCCGGUGCGGGGCCAGCGCCAGCACCAGUUAAUCAUUCCUGUUGCUCUUAACGGAGCCAGCAACAGGACCGAGUUCAUGGCAGGACAGCAAGUCCCCAUUGCUGCUUGAAAAACACCCCAGGAAGGGGGGGGGGGGGGACAAGAGACACCCCCAUCCCCAUCGUCCCCACGGGGUCACCCCACUCACAGCCCCCCGGAUCCUCUGGGGACAGCCCUGUCCCCAUGGGCACAGUGGCCCCACGCACCCACAGAGCCCACGGGCGAUGUGCUGGGGAAAACUAAUGAGGGCUUGCCAAUUAGUGCGAGCGCGUGGCUCGGGGCUCCCUAAUUAGUUUAAAUUGCACGGAACUGUUUUCCAAAGGAAUCUCUGGGAGCCACCUGAGGAAGCCCACCGGAGCGGGACGGGGCCUUGCCCCCUCUGGCACCGCGCACGACCCAGGAGCACCGCAGGGCACCGGGGGGCUGAGAACGGGCAACUCGGUACAUGGGAGCCACAGGACUCGCCCCUGGGACAGCUGCAGGAAAAGCAGCAAAAAAAAAAAAAAAAAAAAAAACAGGAAUGGGGAAAAAGCUCAGCCAGCACACUGGCCCCAAAGACCCCCGAGUCGUGGUCGCUCCCCACAAUGCCGGAUUUGGGGUUUUCCUGCGCAGAGCAGAGCUGACGACCCCCGGCGACCCACACGCACGUACCCAGCCACCUCCACAGCUAAUUUAAGACCCGCUGCCUUUAUUUUUAGAGGGGGUCAGAUGAUUCGGCGCUGUGUGUCUUUCUAUGUUUCCUGAUACGCAGGCUAUUUCUGAGCCCGGCCACACGACCGCCACGCACCCCAGUUGCUGCCCCAAAAGAUAAAACCCACAAAAUGUCCCACGCCCACCCCUGGGGUGCUCUCCUCAUCACAAACAUGGCUCCGAGACCCCUGCCUGGCCCCUCGCAGCCCCUUCUCAGGGCUGUUUCGCCCUCCCCAAGCCCCCAGCGGAUGGAGGAAGAGCUCGGUGCCAGAAGAACCCGCACGCAAGCCGUAGCACGGAGCAGGAUUAUUUGCUGGGCAAAAAGCCACCGCUGCCGCCACCUGCACAACGCAGCCCGCUCCCGGGGGGAUUAGGUGGCCAUUCAGGAGCUGCUUUCACUUAAUCUCUAAGCAAACAAACCGAUCCCCACUGUACAUCUUUUAUCCCUUUCUGCAGAAAUCGGGGGCCGCCCCUCGCCGAGGCGCUGCGCACAGAAGUGGGGGAGGCAGCCGGGACCCCCCCGGCAUCACAACCCACCCGCGAUGGCUCUG
Molecule: messenger RNA, 5179 nt
Organism: Cygnus olor (mute swan)
Lineage: Eukaryota; Metazoa; Chordata; Aves; Anseriformes; Anatidae
Gene: IL12RB1
Product: interleukin 12 receptor subunit beta 1
Exons: 15
Coding region: 187-2154 (655 amino acids)
Biological process (GO): cytokine-mediated signaling pathway
Cellular component (GO): external side of plasma membrane
Molecular function (GO): cytokine receptor activity; protein binding
Source: RefSeq, a predicted model, not a curated record